This is a messenger RNA of Capsella rubella, 1191 nucleotides long. Its product is annotated as F-box protein At3g57590. NCBI's taxonomy places the organism in Eukaryota, Viridiplantae, Streptophyta, Magnoliopsida, Brassicales, Brassicaceae. The coding region runs from base 1 to 1191 and encodes 396 amino acids. The record is from RefSeq and is a predicted model, not a curated record. Gene Ontology annotation, molecular function: protein binding. The transcript has a single exon.
AUGAGCAGAGCAAAACAUUCAAACUACAUCCCCACUGAUCUCUAUUUCGAGAUAUUCUCAAGGUUGCCUUCAAAGUCCAUAGCUAGGUCUCGCUGCGUGUCGAAGCUAUGGGAGUCCAUGCUUAGCUCUCCAUCUUUCACCGAACUGUUCUUGACAAGAUCAUCGACUCGUCCACGUCUCUUAUUCGCCAUCAAACGAUCACGUGAGUGGCGCUUCUUCUCGUCGCCUCAGUAUCCUUAUGAUAAUGAGAAGUCUUCUCUUCAAGUAGCCGCAACAGAUUAUAAUGUGAAGCUCUCUGGCAGGUCCUUGUACAAAAGCACGUGUAUGUGUAGCUUUACCUCUGGUUUGUUAUGUUUUCCUAAUGUGCCGAUCUUAGGAGGUAGGUAUACUGAGUGUGUUAUAUGUAACCCUACCACAAGACAACAUGUGAUUUUACCAAUACUGAAAACGGGAAUGAAGUCGAAAUUGUUUCUAGGGUUUGAUCCUAUUGGUAAGAGAUACAAGGUUUUGCUUUUGGUUGAGGACUGGGGAAGUCAUAGUACCAACUCAUAUAGUGAUUAUUCUGAAACGGUUCAUUAUAUUAUGACAUUAGGGACUCGAAAAAUGAGUUGGAGGAAGAUACCAUAUCACUCAGAGGUAGUCCUUUAUCCUUUGAAUAAAGGGAUAUGCAUCAAUGGGGUUUUGUAUUACUCAGGUAGACAACAUGAAACAAUGACUUUUGUUAUAGUUUGCUUUGAUGUUAGGUCUGAGACAUUCAAGUUUGUUGAUGCAAGUUGCUUUAAUAAGCGACCUGAUAUUACAUUGGUAAACUAUAAAGGUAAACUAGGUGUCAUUUAUUGGAUGUCUGAUGACUUGUGUGUGUGGAUUCUAGAGGAUGUCGAAAAACCUGAAUGGUCCAAGUUUGUUUAUUCAUUUGCGGGUCGUCUCGACUCGAAGUUUUGUUACGUCAUUGGAAUGACUAGUAGAGGUGAAAUUGUAUGUUCGGGUGAAGAUAAAUUUGAUGAACCAGUCAGAUUUUUAUACUUCGAUCCUGAAAGGGACACUGUUAAGAUUGUCCAUAUCCAAGGUUUGAAGUAUCGUAGUAUGGUUUACACUUUUGUAGACCACGUGGAGGAUCUUAAUGUUAACGAUGUAAAGCCAAUCACGUCAAGAAUGCAAUGGCUGGACAUCAUUAGUGAAAAGGCCAUUUAA